AAAGCCGAGUGAAUUAGGAUUAGGAUAAAAUAAAAUUAACUCAAAAAAUAAAAAUCGACUAAUCCAAAUCAAAAGAAAUCUGAAACCGACCCGACCCAAAAUCGAGUGGUCUAACCCGAUUGACAUCAUCCCUACUCGCGAUCCAGAGUCCACUCCCCAUAAACUUUUGUGACGAUCGGUGUCCACGCGCCAAUGAGCAGCGCGCGUUGCAGAGAGAUUUUCCCUCAAACGGUACAUAGAUUCCUUUUCCUUUCCACUUCUCAUCAGUCUCCCCGAGCGCUCUCUCUCUCCCUCUCUCUUUUCUCCAUCAAUUCCACAGACGGAGCAGCGGCGGAGAUGGCGUACCAUCACUCGACACCGCCGUCGAUCACCAUCGUCGACCACGAGCUUCCCUACGACACGCACAACACCUACGACGUCAUCUUCUUCGGCGAAUCCGUCUUCACCACCCUUACCUGCGACCCGACCAUCGCCUCGCAGUGGAUCUCUGAGGUCGAGGCCGUCCAUCGCCGCGGCAUUGACCAAAUCAUCGUCGGCCUCGACGUCGAGUGGCGCCCGUCCUUCAACCGCUACGUCCACAACCCCGCCGCCACCCUCCAGCUCUGCGUCGGCCACCGCUGCCUCAUCUUCCAACUCAUCCACAGCCCCUUCGUGCCGCCGUCGCUCGUCGCCUUCCUCGCGAACCCUAGAUACACGUUCGUCGGGAUCGGCAUCGCCGCGGAUCUGGAGAAGCUGGAGGAGGACUACGAGUUCGGAUUCAACACGAACACGGUGGAUCUGAGGGAGCUGGCGGCGGCGAGGUACGAGCGGCGCGAUCUGAAGAAUUCAGGCUUGAAGAGCCUGGCAGCGCUAGUGCUGGGUAAGGAUGUGCAGAAGCCGAAGAGCAUCACGAUGAGCCGCUGGGACAACCAGUGGCUCACGCCGACGCAGGUGCGCUACGCGUGUGUUGAUGCUUUCGUAUGCUUUGAGAUCGGUAGGGUUUUGAAUGCUUCUUCUCCUCCCGCCGCUGCGGCUGCACCUCCACCUCGGGCUUCGGCUUUAGGUUGACUUUUAAUUAGGUUUUGUCGAUAAUUUGGCAUUUGAAAAAACAAAAAUCGGAUUGAAUUACUCCUAUUUCUAUUUUGUGAAUAGAUGAUUUGCAGCUUCGGCUUUGGGUGUUGGCACUUAAUUAAAAAUUGUGGAUGAUGAUUAGUGGAGUAUUUGAAGAAAAAAUAAAAGUGGAUUGAAUGUUUUUUA
Messenger RNA from Salvia miltiorrhiza (redroot sage), 1236 nucleotides. Its product is annotated as 3'-5' exonuclease-like. Gene Ontology annotation, molecular function: nucleic acid binding; 3'-5' exonuclease activity. Gene Ontology annotation, cellular component: cytoplasm; nucleus. The record is from RefSeq and is a predicted model, not a curated record. The transcript has a single exon. Lineage: Eukaryota; Viridiplantae; Streptophyta; Magnoliopsida; Lamiales; Lamiaceae. Bases 193 to 1047 code for a protein of 284 amino acids. Gene Ontology annotation, biological process: nucleobase-containing compound metabolic process.